This is a messenger RNA of Zootoca vivipara (common lizard), 1241 nucleotides long. RefSeq names its product cyclin B2 (gene CCNB2). Lineage: Eukaryota; Metazoa; Chordata; Lepidosauria; Squamata; Lacertidae. Gene Ontology annotation, biological process: mitotic cell cycle phase transition. Gene Ontology annotation, molecular function: cyclin-dependent protein serine/threonine kinase regulator activity. The record is from RefSeq and is a predicted model, not a curated record.
UGGGCCUUUUUUAGAAUCUAGUAUGCUGGCCCACAUAGUGGCUAAAUCUUAAUCAGUGGGUUUGGGGAGCGGGCACAGCCCCUUGAAGAAGUAAUGCCUGGUCCUCACUUUCUAGAUGCCAAACCAUCUGAAGAAAGACAUGAUAGUAGAUCAUGGCAAGACCUGCAGCCUGCUGAAUGGUCCACGGUGGCCUCUGCAAGAAAUCAGCAACAGGGUGGUGACCCAAAGACCCAAAGGAUUCAAGGAUCCCAAUUCAUUCUCUAUGGAAGUGGAAUUGUGCCAAGCCUUUUCUGAGAUGCUGCGGGGCAAUAUAGAAGAUAUUGAUGCUGGUGACAGGGAGGACCCCCAGAUGUGCAGUGACUACGUGAAGGAUAUCUACCAGUACCUGAGGCAACUGGAGGUCCAGCAGCGUGUCUUUCCCUUCUACCUUGAUGGCACAGAGAUCAAUGGUCGGAUGCGGGCUAUUCUUGUUGACUGGCUGAUCCAGCUCCAUGCAAGGUUCCAACUUAUGCAGGACACUCUCUACAUGUGUGUGGCCAUCAUAGAUCGCUUCUUGCAAGCUCAGCCUGUCUCCCGCAAGGAACUCCAGUUGGUCGGUGUUACUGCGAUGCUUCUGGCUGCAAAAUAUGAAGAGAUCUAUCCACCAAGUAUUUUGGAUUUUGUCUACAUGACUGACCGAGCAUACACACCAAUUCAGAUCCGGGCAAUGGAGCAGAAGACCCUUAAGGAGCUUAACUUUGCCUUAGGAAGACCGCUACCAAUCCACUUCCUGAGGCGAAUAGCCAAAGUUUCCAAUGCAUCUGCUGAAUCGUACGUGCUAGCAAAGUACCUGAUGGAGCUGACCCUUUUGGACUACAAUAUGGUGCAUUAUAAUCCUUCAGUGGUUGCAGCUGCAGCAGCUUGCCUGUCUCGGAAGGUCUUCUCAGAAGGCCAGUGGAACCCCAAGCUGUGCUAUUAUACUGGAUAUGAAGAGGAGAGUCUUACCCCUGUUAUGGAGCACAUGGCCAAGAAUGUUGUCAGAGUCAACAGGAAUCUAACAAAACACCUUGCUGUCAAGAACAAAUAUUCUAGCAGCAAAUUCCUGAGGAUCAGCACUAUCCCUCAGCUGAACUCCAGCACCAUUAAAGACUUUGCAGCGCCUUUGCUGGGUGAAGCCAGGCAGCUGAUGUGAGCACUGCCCAAUCAUUACAUUGAAGAAAAUAUGCCUUUUUUGGAUGUGGCCUUCUGGAGGUCUUUUUAAG